AGUUGGCAGCGCCAGUCUCGAUAUUUGUAAACAUUUUCCGCACGGCACGAAUUUGUUUAACGAAAAUGUAUAAAUGCAUGUGAUUUUGGCGACUUGUAACGUUUAGUCGAGCGACUCGCGGGGCAACGUCUAUUGAGCCCAAGACUUUCGCGGGGUCAAGUGCAUACAACAUAACAGCAACAACAAACUUUCGCCGUGCAUAAGAUACAAGUGACUGCAAUUACUGCGAAGUAUAAAAAAAACGGGUGCCAAUGAUCGCUUACUACGCAAUAGAAAAAUAAUUUAUCGCGAUAAUUCGGCUAAACGCAAGUCGAACGUCAAUAGAAACAAAGGCUAAAGUUAUUGUUUUGUGCCGUCAUCGUAAAAUUGGCUUUGAUAAAAGCACGUUCACCUCGUACCUGCCGCAAGCUGAAUUACGGGCACAAUACGUUAUUAUAAGGAUAUGACCAGGCGGCAACAGUGAAUGAAAAAGAAUCCUUAGUCCCUCCAGCACAAAACCAACGCAUAAAUAGCCACAAAAAGACACCCAGCGAACAAUGAGCACCAAUACCAGCAGCUUCUUCGACGAACAUUUCGCCAUGUUGUACUCCAACCUGAUGGAUCAGUAUAUGCCAGAAUACUUCAAGAGCUUUCAGUACACGCCAUGGGUCUUCUCGCUCCUAGGAUCGGUGGUCAUUGGACUGAGUGGGAUAUUCCCGCUGAUCAUCAUUCCCACAGAAGAGAAGAUGGCCAAAGAGGGAUACAAAGAUCCUGCGGAUUCAAAGCUCCUGCGAGUCCUUCUCAGCUUCGCUGUCGGCGGACUGCUGGGCGAUGUGUUCCUUCACCUACUGCCAGAGGCCUGGGAAGGCGAUAAUCAAGAUCCAUCUAGUCAUCCGUCUCUGCGCUCGGGCCUAUGGGUCCUCUCUGGCAUACUCAUCUUUACAAUAGUGGAGAAAAUAUUCUCCGGUUAUGCCAGUGCGGACGAGGAGAAUCCACAGCCCAAGUGUGUGGAGAUUGCCAACUGUUUGCUGCGCCGACAUGGCGGACAAUUGCCAGAGGGCGAGACAGCCGAGAGUUGUGGAGGUGCUUGUGACAUAGAGGAUGUGGAUAAGGUGUGCUUCCUUCGCGAACGAGAGCAAAAGUCCAAGGAGAAGAAGGAGCAGCCGAAGAAGGUGGCCGGCUACCUGAACCUGUUGGCCAACUCGAUUGAUAACUUCACGCACGGCCUGGCGGUAGCUGGUAGCUUUCUGGUCUCCUUCCGGCAUGGAGUUCUGGCCACAUUCGCUAUAUUGCUACACGAAAUCCCCCAUGAGGUGGGAGACUUCGCCAUCCUGCUACGCUCUGGCUUCAGUCGCUGGGACGCCGCCCGGGCACAGCUUCUAACAGCGGGCGCUGGUCUACUAGGUGCUCUUGUAGCCAUCGGUGGGUCCGGUGUAACAUCGGCCAUGGAGGCACGUACAUCGUGGAUUAUGCCGUUCACCGCCGGCGGCUUUCUGCACAUCGCUCUGGUCACAGUAUUACCUGAUCUCUUGAAGGAAGAGGAGCGGAAAGAAUCCGUAAAGCAGCUGGUGGCCCUGAUAUUCGGCAUUGCGUUAAUGGCCGUGAUGACUAUGCUUUUCGAACACUAGGAAGUUUUAUGUCGCGACAACAGUACAUAAGUUGAAAAAUUAAUCCAAAGCAGUUGUAGUUUUACGACUGUCAUUUGGCAGUUUCCAAAUUUACAAGAAUUUGUUGUACUUUAUAGGAUUAUCGGUAAUCCCGUGCCUGCGUUAUGUAAUUAUAGCCGAUAUGAAUGAUAUUUAAA
This is a messenger RNA of Drosophila serrata, 1783 nucleotides long. RefSeq names its product Zinc transporter Zip99C (gene Zip99C). Gene Ontology annotation, cellular component: membrane. The record is from RefSeq and is a predicted model, not a curated record. NCBI's taxonomy places the organism in Eukaryota, Metazoa, Arthropoda, Insecta, Diptera, Drosophilidae. Gene Ontology annotation, molecular function: zinc ion transmembrane transporter activity. Gene Ontology annotation, biological process: intracellular zinc ion homeostasis; zinc ion transmembrane transport.